CCCAAAAAGAGAUUUCACACGUAUACAUGUAUCAAUUCAUAUUGUCGAUGUCCUCUUCUCUCUCAUCCUCGAAGUGGAGAACCGGCUGCGGCAAUAAAACAAACAUUGAUCCGGCUCUAGCAACGUUGAGGUUGCUUUGAGAGAUCUUGUACUUUCAGACUAUGCCAAAAAAAAACAAUGUGAACACGUCAGCAUUGACACAAUCUGAGAUUCGUGAUAUAAUACUUGGUGCUGAGAUUACUCCACCCUCACAACAAAGACAACAAAUUGCAGAAAUUGAGAAACAGGCAAAAGAAGCAAGUCAACUCAUAGCAGUCACUACGAGGACAACAAAUGUUUAUGGUGAUGAACUCAUUGUCACUACCACAAGUCCCUAUGAACAAAAUGCAUUCAGGUCUAAAACUGAUUGGCAUAUGAGAGCAAUUUCAGCUACGAAUCUUUAUCUCCGAGUGAAUCAUAUAUAUGUGAAUUCAGAGGACAUAAAGGUGAUGAUGAUACUAAUGGUCAUAUUGACAACUUGUGCUAUUUUGUGAAGCCUGGUGUGGCUUUGUUGUCCUGGACUAAUGAUGAAUCAGAUCCUCAGUAUGAGCGAUCUGUGGAAGCCUUUUCUGUUCUCUCUCAUGUUACCCAACGCUAAAGGUAGAAAACUAGAAAUUAUUAAACUCCAUGUACCUGGGCCACUUUACAUGACAGAUGAAGAGGCAGCAUGACUAAUUCAGGCAAACAUGAUUCUUAGAAUUUUACUGUCACAACUCUGUAUCGGUUCUGGCUACUCUUUAUCCACUAACUGAAAAGUAAAUUUACAUUUUUUGAGAUGUUAUGCUCAUGUUUACUGAACAAUACUGAUGGAGAUCAAAAUUUACUAGUUUUAGGAAUGUCAAUCUGCAGAACUUGAGGUUAAUUUUCCUCCAACAAGAGGGGAAUAAUGUAACCUAGUCGAUGUGAGACCCACGAGAAGAUGAUAAAUUGAUUACUAGUGUUAAGUACUUUGUCUUUGAUUUAAUAUUUUUAUAUUUUCUUUCUUUUAGGACUUUUAAUGGCUUUAGUGAUAAGACUUGAGUUUUUUAGGUAUCUAUGCUGGGUAGGAAUUAGGAUUGGUUUGUGAAAGUUUCCACACAUUUUCAUGAUUAUCUACAGACUACACAACCUAUAAAUAGGCUCUAUUGCUGUAAAACGAAUUUGGUAUCACAUGCAUGAAUAAAAUUAGAUUUGAUUGAUGCAUCUCCCUCCCUCUCUGUGUUGCUGUUGCUUUUUCAUCCUAAAUCUCUCUCUUCUCAGGUGGCGGUUCUCUUCUCCUCUAUGUUUCUCUCGUCUCUACCUCCCUCUCUCUUCUUUACUCUUCAUUUUCCCCUAUUCUCUUAUAUCUCCACUUUUCAUAUAUUUAUAUUCUGUCUUAUUCAUUGUCCUUGACUUUCUUGCUAUCUUUUCUCUCUUCAUUAUAUUCUUCUUCUAUUUUAUCUCAUUGUUCUUCUCAUCUCCUGUCUUAUCUUAUUCUUCUACUCUCUUUCAUCUUUCUCAUCUCCAUCUUGUAAUAUGAAAAAACAAAAAACAUCAUAUUAUUUUCCCAAUCACGUGUUCGAAGAAAUUCUCAUAAAGGCCAUGCUACUUUAUGUGUGUUUGUAUGUAUAUGUAUGUGCACACAUACGCAUGCAAGUAAAUAUCAAGAAUUAAGGUGUCUGCAUGAGUUUUUGUCUCCUUCACAAUAUAUAUAUACUCUUUCACGUAAGCCGUUAUGUUGA
Molecule: messenger RNA, 1739 nt
Organism: Camellia sinensis
Lineage: Eukaryota; Viridiplantae; Streptophyta; Magnoliopsida; Ericales; Theaceae
Product: pre-mRNA-processing-splicing factor 8A
Biological process (GO): mRNA splicing, via spliceosome; spliceosomal tri-snRNP complex assembly
Cellular component (GO): U5 snRNP; catalytic step 2 spliceosome
Molecular function (GO): U2 snRNA binding; U6 snRNA binding; U5 snRNA binding
Source: RefSeq, a predicted model, not a curated record